AUGACGAUUGACAAUCGAACAUUAUCAAUGACAAUACCAUAUUCAUUAAAUAAUAAUCAUGAACAAGAAAAUUUAUUUGUACAAAUAUUAACACGACAUAUAUCGGAAAAACCUUUUAUACGUUUUAAUUUAAAUAUGAUUCAAUGUUUAGAAAAUCAAUCAUUGAAUUGGACAUCUGUUGAAUCAUCAUUAACAUUACGUGGUGAAUUUGUUCGAACAGUAUUUACUGAUACAAAUAUUAUGUAUUUAUCAUCUGGUUUAACAUAUUUAAGAAAUUUAACAAGUAUUGAUUGUUUAACAAAAACACUUUAUCGUACUGAUAAAAAUGAAUUAUUUCAAGUUAAUUUUAAAAUUGAAUCAACAUUAAAUGAUUUUUGUUCAGAUGAACAUUUAUGUUAUCCAUUAAAUAUAUAUCAAUGUAAUCAUGAACAACAUCGUUGUAUUUGCCGUUCACCAUUACAAUCUUAUUUAACUAAAGAUCAACAAUUAAUAUGUAUACAUGCUGUGAAAAAUAUUGAUCAAUGUACAAUAGAAAAUGUUCGUUGCUUAGAAUGGUGUCAUUUAAAUAGUUCAUCAACAGUAUGUACAUGUCCAAAAGAUUUAGCAAUUAAAAAGUAUUUGAAUGAUGAGAGAGCUUAUUGCGAAGGUCAGAAGAAUGGAAUAUGUGAUUCGUUUAUUCAAUGUCCAUUAGGAGAUAUUUGUACGCAUGGAACUUGCCAGAAUAGUGAUAAUAGAUUGCGUAAUAUCUUGUCGUUGGACAUUAUUACUAUUUCAAUAAUUGUUGCAUCUCUGAUACUGUUUGUAAUUAUUAUUAUUCUUGUUGUAAGUAUGUAUUUAUUACGUCGACAUCGAUGGAAAAAACAUUAUCACUCAUCGAUUGAUCGUGUCUACAAAAAAAAAAGACAGCAAACAAAUAUCCCGACAACGAGUGAUUAUGAUAAUGUUAUUUAUGGAGUUUUUCGUAAUAAUGUUCAAGUAUCAUCAAGAAUAGUAUCAUCUAAUGAUGAUACUAUUACUGAUUCAUCACCUUUUACAACAUCUGAUUCAACAUCUUAUCAUCCGAAAAUUGUUUUUCUUGGUGGUGAACAACAAUUAACAGCAAUAUAUGCAUAA
This is a messenger RNA of Adineta steineri, 1113 nucleotides long. The record is from the annotation of a GenBank genome assembly. NCBI's taxonomy places the organism in Eukaryota, Metazoa, Rotifera, Eurotatoria, Adinetida, Adinetidae.